Messenger RNA from Dicentrarchus labrax (European seabass), 1443 nucleotides. Its product is annotated as probable N-acetyltransferase CML5. The transcript has 2 exons. The record is from RefSeq and is a predicted model, not a curated record. The coding region runs from base 468 to 1238 and encodes 256 amino acids. Gene Ontology annotation, molecular function: N-acetyltransferase activity. Lineage: Eukaryota; Metazoa; Chordata; Actinopteri; Moronidae.
GUGCUCAUCCUCCUUGAGAAAUCCAAUGAUAAGACUUCUUUACUCUGUUGACUAAGCUAAUUAAGUUUAAAAAAAAAAUACUCUACGUUUCAUAAUCAAAGCAACACUGUGAUAAAUUUCAAUUAAACUUAAAGCAUGCUUCCUCAAAUCACCGUCAUCUCAAUCUAACUGCAAAAUUUCUCAUAUAAUCAAUAUUUUAUACAAUCAGCAGCAGUUUUGCUUCAAAGUCAUUUAAGGUCUACAAGUUGUUUUCAGUGUGUGUGUGUGUGUGUGUGUGUGUGUGUGUGUGUGUGUGUGUGUGUGUGUGUGUGUGUGUGUGUGUGUGGACUGUGAAUAGGUGAGCAUGCUCAGACUAAUUUCAAUCCCUUUUGUAAAUGGCUGAUUAUCACAAUCUGUAGCUUAAGUUCAGGGAACGCAGCAGUGCUAAGUCCUUCAGAGUGAGCGAAAGACGAGGGGAAAGAGUCGGCAUGGCCCAGAAAACUAACUUUCAGUUCUCCAUCAGAGAAUAUAGACCCUCUGAUGAACAUGUGGUCAUGUCUCUCCUUCGAGAUGGGAUAUUUGAACAUGUAUACCCGGCUUUCUUCAAAGCGAUGAGCCAUCCAGACCAUGUUGGCGUUGCUCUGAGCAUUUCAAUGGCUGGUUAUGUGCUGGGAGGCAGCUCCUACUUCCAAGCUUUACUCUUUGGCAGCGUAUGGGCUGGCCUCAUUUAUUACUGCUGCCACGAGAUCUACGAAGGCUACAUGACGAGGAGGCUGAGCGCAGACAUGGCCAACAUUCAAGCCAACUACCUGGAAAACCCAGAUAACGGUUUCUGGGUGGCAGAGGCAGAUGUCAACGGCCACUCCAAGGUGGUGGGGAUGGUGGCAGUGAUGGGGAAAAGUGGAGGGGAGGAAGGCGAGAGGUUUGACGACUGUAACGGAGGUGUGAUGGGAGGGGCCUCAGGGUUUUCCCAAGAUGCCGGAGAUGGGUGUUAUGGCGAGAUGUCCCACAUGGUUGUGGCGUUUCCAUUUCGCCGCAAAAACCUGGGUUCACAGCUGAUGAGGAAGGCCCUUGAUUUCUGCAAAGAGCGAGGACACGCCCAUCUCGUCGUGGACGUCAGCUCGCCGCAGGCAGCAGCCAUCUCCCUGUAUGAAAAAUUUGGUUUUGUCCAAACUGGGUCCAACAGUAACACACACGCUAACCUCUGGUUCUCCAGACUGGCCAGAAUAAAUGUGAUGCGAAUGGAGAAGUUCAUUUAAUGCAAAAUGGACUUUAGACUUCAGCACCUGAUACAACCUCAACUGUACAGCACAUUAAGAGUAUUUCAGUUAAUUUAUGCUUCCUGUCCCAUUUAAUGCAGAAAUCUUUCUUGUUGUGUGAUAUUUAGUCGCUCAUGUCUCCAGCGCGCUAUCAUGGUAGUCUGAAAAAAAAAGCAUUAAAUUUCAUGUUUUUUCCACAAAGCAG